Messenger RNA from Vigna angularis (adzuki bean), 684 nucleotides. RefSeq lists its product as uncharacterized. Bases 1 to 684 code for a protein of 227 amino acids. Gene Ontology annotation, molecular function: nucleic acid binding. The transcript is spliced from 3 exons. The record is from RefSeq and is a predicted model, not a curated record. NCBI's taxonomy places the organism in Eukaryota, Viridiplantae, Streptophyta, Magnoliopsida, Fabales, Fabaceae.
AUGGGCGUUUGGGAUGAAAUCUUACCGUUAGUAGAGUUCACCUACAACAACAACUUCCAGUCCAGCAUUGGAAUGGCUUCCUUCGAAACUCUGUACGGACGUAAGUGCCGCACACCACUUUGUUGGUUCCAGGAAGGAGAGAAUGUGCUAACUGAACCUGAGCUCAUCCAGCAAACUACCGAGAAAGUGAAGUUAAUUCAAGAAAGGCUGAAGACGUCCCUUAGCAGGCAGAAGUCCUAUGCGGAUAGAAGAAGAAGACCUUUGGAGUUCGCUGCAGGAGAUCAUUCUUCCACGUUUUCCCAACUCCGGAAGUACAUAGCCAAUCCUUCUCAUAUCUUGGAGCUGGAAGAUGUUCAACUGCGCCACGACCGAACGCUAGAAUUGCAACCUGUUCGCGUGGAAGACAGCCGCACCAAGCUAUACAAAGGAAAGGACGUUUGUCUAGUUAAAGUGGUGUGGGAUGCGAAGACUGGCGAAUCAACAUGGGAAGUGGAGGAUGCUAUGAGAGAUUUGUAUCCCCACUUAUUUAUGGAACUCCCAACUUCUCUCUACUAUAAAUCUCACGCCUCUUCUCCGAUCAACUUGCAGCACCGUAGGAACGCUCGUCCAACUGCAAGCUACCAACUGGACCGAACAAUUUCAAAGGCUGAAACUGGUAAGUCUCCUUCAGAAGCUCGUCCUUAG